Molecule: messenger RNA, 1093 nt
Organism: Paramecium primaurelia
Lineage: Eukaryota; Ciliophora; Oligohymenophorea; Peniculida; Parameciidae
Source: the annotation of a GenBank genome assembly
AUGGAGUAAGCAUUCAGACAUAAAAUUUCUAUUGCACCUAUGAUAGAUAUUACUUAUGAACACUUCAGAGUGUUUUUUAGACUUUUAACUAAGAAUUGUGUUCUUUAUACAGAGAUGAUUCAUGAAAAUGCUAUUAAUUUAAGUCGAGUCUUAAAACCAUUUCCACUUGUAUUAGAUUAUUCUUAAGUUGAACAUCCAGUUGUUUGUUAAUUGGGAGGUAAUGACCCUGAAAAAUUGGCUAAGGCUGCUUAAAUUGCAGAAUUGGCAGGAUUUGAUGAAAUUAAUCUUAAUGUUGGAUGUCCUUCUGAAAGAGUAUAAGAUGGUGCAUUUGGAGCUUGUUUAAUGAAAGAGCCUCAUUUAGUGGCUAAAUGUAUGAAAACAAUGAAAGAAGCUGUAAAAAUACCAUGUACAGUGAAGUGUAGACUUGGAGUUGAUAACUUAGACACAUAUGAAUUUGUUAGAAAUUUUAUUGAAAUUGUAAACAAAGAAGGAUAAGUGAAUCAUUUUAUAAUGCAUGCUCGUAAGGCAUUUUUAAAAGGAUUGAAUCCACAUGAAAAUAGAACAGUUCCACCAUUGAAAUAUGAUUGGGGUAUAUCAUUUAUACAUUUAAAAUAGUUUAUGAAUUAAAGAAAGAAUUUCCUUAAAUUAAUUUUACUUUAAAUGGGGGUAUUAAAUGUACUGAGCAUAUUGAUUAAGUUAUGCCAAAUGUAGAUGGGGUUAUGAUUGGUCGUACAGCCCAUGAAAAUCCAUGGAUAUUUAGUGAUUUUGAUAGACGUUAUUAUGGAGGAGAAAAUUAAAAUUAUAAUAGAAAGGAGAUAUUAUUAGUAAGAAUUAAUAAUAUAUAAUUAAGCUGUAUGCAGAAUUUGUAGAAGAAAAGAGAGCUAAUGGUUGUAAAGUUUCAACUUAAAUGUGUGUAAAACCAAUAAUUAACCUAUUCAAUGGAGAGAUGAACAAUAAAAAGUAUAGAUAGUUCUUAAGUAAUACUGACAAUCACAAAUUGGGAUUUAGAGUGAUGAUAAAUUAAGUAAUUGAGCAUAUGUAAGAGUGGAACCAAGAAGCAUUGUUGGUCAGACCUAAUGAUUAUAAAUUCUGA